Drosophila santomea is the source of this 621-nucleotide messenger RNA. RefSeq lists its product as uncharacterized. The record is from RefSeq and is a predicted model, not a curated record. Lineage: Eukaryota; Metazoa; Arthropoda; Insecta; Diptera; Drosophilidae.
CACACACAGAUCAAAUUUCAAUAUGCUAAUAGCUCAAAAAAGGAGUAAAACAGGGACUCUGUGGAGCCUUGUGGCAUUUCGAGAAUGCAAAUUAACGCUCGAGAUGGGAUUCAAAUGAAUGAGGCUCCUGGCCAAAAUAGAAUAUUGAUGUUAUCCCCAACCAGACCAGUUAGCUGCCGACGUUGUGUGGUUAUCAAUAUGGCCAAUAUUCCAAUCCACAGCACAUCCGCACAUCAGCUGAGAUACAAAGAGCCACACUCGCAUAUUGUAUCUGCAUUUAUGAAAAUGCAAAGUACGGGGUCGGGGAAAACGCCAGCUGAAACUAUCAAAAUGCAUGCCAAGAGGCAAACAACAAAACCAUGCAACACGAGCUGCCGCAACAAGGCAAACAUGAAACCGAAACCGAAAACUGUAACUAAAACUGCGGCCAAAAUCACCUCCCAUGCCACCCACUCGAAUGCUUACUCCAGGCAGCCAAAACAUGCAGCAAAAAAGCGAGAACGGGCGAAAUUUGCAUGCAUAUUUACAAACUUUCGUUCGGAAAAGUCAGAAUAAUGGCAGUACAGUUAGAAAAGAUACCGUCAAAAAAAAUGGUUUAAAUUUUUUUUCUAAAAUUUUAAA